AAACAGACUCACCUCUCUUUUGGACCAAACAAAAAUUUGUGUGUUGAUACAUUUUUAGUAUUCCAACGUAAUUCAAAUAAUAGAAGCUUUUUCACAUUCACAAGUUUGAGUUUCCAAUUCCAAAAACGGUUUAUUAUGAAAAUUAAGCAUCAAUAAUUGUGGAGCAAAAAUGAGUUUUGCCCGAGAGAUAAGGGUAGUCCAUAAAGUAGAAAAUAAUUGUUCAAUAAAAUGCCAAAUGAAGCUCCCAUGAAUCCCAUUACCUCUUUACAUCGUUCUGCCUAGAGUUCUCAUUAACUUUUCCUUUCCUUCCUUUUUAUAUCUCCCUUGUUCUUCCCUCUCUAGAAAUUAAGAGAGGGAAGAACCUUUGAUAACAGCAAAAAGAUAUUAUAUAGCUGAAUAUAUAAUUUCUUAUAUAUAUCAAAGUAAUUAAGGUGAAGAGGGAAAGGGAGGAAACAUAAACUUCAAAAUGUCGGUUUCAAGGCUUUUCUUCGGAGUUCUUACAAUCCUAGCUGUAGUUUCCUCUAUUUUGUUGUCAAUGGCACAUGCUCAAUCAGCAGCUCCUGCUCCAGCUCCGACAAGCGAUGGAACAACAAUAGACCAAGGCAUAGCAUAUCUCCUUAUGUUGGUGGCAUUGGUCCUUACUUAUCUCAUCCAUUGAUCCUUCUAUCAUUUUAAUAUUGGUCUCUAUUUAGUUUAAUUAUAUUUUCUCGUUUUGAUUAUAAUUAAAUAGAGACCAGAAAAGAUUUAUAUGUGGUAGAGAAAUUAACGAGGUUUUCUUAUUUUUGGAGUAUACAAUUUUGAAGUUCAUUUCUAUAAAGUCGAUGUGCGUUCAACUGUUGGAAAUAUAUUUCAUCGAUCGAUUUACUU
This is a messenger RNA of Brassica oleracea var. oleracea, 867 nucleotides long. RefSeq names its product arabinogalactan peptide 16-like. The record is from RefSeq and is a predicted model, not a curated record. The coding region runs from base 467 to 658 and encodes 63 amino acids. Lineage: Eukaryota; Viridiplantae; Streptophyta; Magnoliopsida; Brassicales; Brassicaceae. The transcript is spliced from 2 exons.